AUGGAGGCAUAUCCUGUGUCGCGCCACCCGCUGCACCCCCGCUUGCACUCUGGAACCACCCUACGCGCCCCCCCCUCCAACCACCAAUGGCGGCCCUUAGUUCCGCCGUCUCGCUAUCAGCUUCUCCGUUAUUCUAUAUCGCUACGGCUGUCGCGGCUACCCGGUCGGCAGAGCGGGAGCGUCCCGCGGAGCCGCAGUCACUCCAGCCGGUUCGUCGCCGCCGCGAGCGGCGAAGAACCGAAUGGAAUUGUUGCGAACGAUGCAGAUAAUAUUGGGGAUAAGAGUGCAGGGGGGAGUGAGAAGGCGGAGAGCGCGGAGCUGGCGGGCAUCCUGGCGCGCGUUCACGAGGAGAUGGCGGAAGCCACCCGCGCCCAGGCGGACGGGCGCGCGUCGGUCCUGCGGAGCAUGGGGCGCGAGGGCGACGGGGAGAGCGCAGCGGGCGAGCAGCUUCUGCUGGAGCUGCUGCAGGCGGAGGAGCAACGGCGCAUGCGCGCGCCGGGGGACGCGGAGGAGUCGGAGGAGGAGGCGGGGUUUUGGGAAGGAAGCGACGGCGCGCAAGGUGGAAAGGAGUACAGGCUGCCCCCCUCCUUCUCCGCACUUGCCACUGGCUCGCCCGCGGUCCUCCCCGCCGCUUCUGCAGCGCCUGCUGCCGCUGGCGGCGAUGGGGGGAGUGAUGAGAGCAGGGGCGCGCGGAUCGAGGGGGGAGGCGAGGGCGCGGGUCAGCGCGAGACGCGGCAGGAGCAGGGGGAGGGGGCGGGUGGCGAGGAAGGAGGCGGAGGGGUGGGGGAGGGGGAGAAGGAGGUGCCGGAGGGGUCAGUGGUACGGGAGCAGCUGGGCGGGCGCCCAGAGCUGUGGCGCGGCGUGCACGUGGCUGGGGCAACGUGGGCGGGCGCGGGCGCGGGGGUAGCGCAAGGGGAGGGGGAUGGGCUAAGGCGAGGGGAGAGACCGGGGGAAGGAGGAGGGGGAGGGGCUGCGGCAGGGCAGAGCGGAGGGGGGGAGGCAGGGGCGGGCAGCGGGACGUACCUGCAGGCGCGCGAGCUGCUGUCGAAUAUGGCCAGGAGCAUGGAGCAGCUGGAGAGCGGGCUCUCCGCCCGCCACAAGGUAGGCCUCUCCGCCCGCCACAAGGUAGGCCUCUCCGCCCGCCACAAGGUAGGCCUCUCCGCCCGCCACAAGGAGAUGGGCGAGUCCACGCAGUUCAUCUCGGGCAUCCGCUCCAGCGACCCCGCUGCCGGCCAGGGCGCAGUGGUGCGGAGAGCGGAGGAGAUGGUGGCGCGCAUGCAGGUGCAGUUCGCGGCCAUGGAGAAGGAGGCGGCCCACAAGGACACCGUGCUUGACCGCCUGCUCGCGCACGCCAAGUCCACCAAGCAGCAAAUGAGGGCGGUGGAGGAGCGGUCGCGAGUGGAGAAGGACGAGUUGAGGCGGGAGAUGACGGAGCAGCAGCAGCGCAUGCAGAAGGAGCUGGAGACAGCGGCGGGGCGGGAGGAGCGGAUGAGGCGGCAGCUGAUGGAGGCGCAGGAGGGCAUCGCGCACCGGGACGCCUUCCUGCAGCAGCUGCAGGAGGAGGCCGCCCUCUCCGCCUCCGCGCUCAAACAGGCCGCCAGGGCGAUGGUGGCGGCGCGGGACCGCACGUUGAGGAUAGAGGAGCAGCUCGAGUCGAUGGGAGACCAGCUGGCCAAGGAGCGUGCCAAGACCCGCCGCGAGCGCGAAAACACCGCGCGUGUUACCGCCGAGCUGGCGGAGGCGCGCAUGGCGGCGGAGGAGAUGGCGGGGCGGGUGGGGCGGCUGGAGAGCGAGGUGCAGCGCAAGGAGCGUGAGAUGCAGCAAAGCCGCCACGAGGCGGACGCUGUCAGGGCGCAGCUUAAAGCCACCCAGCAGGCGUUGGAGGAGGCAGCGCGGCAGGCGAGGGAGGCGCAGGCAGGGAGGCAGCAGGCGGAGGCAGCGGCAGAGGAGGAGCGGGCGGCGGCAGCAGCGGCGGUGGAGGGGCAGCAGAGUGCAGAGCAGCGCCUGAGGGAGGCGCAGGCGCGGGUGGAGCUGCUGCAGGGCGAGGUGGUGUCGCUCAAGGAGGUGGCUUUGAGCAAGGACUCGCUGCUGGCGGCGGUGAAGGAGGAGACGAUGCGCAACGCGGACAUGCUGCUUGCUGCUGCCAACACUCGCAAGGAGUUGGCGGGGGCGGAGGCGCGGGUAGCAGCGCUGCAAGGGUCGGUGGCGGCACUGGAGGCGGAGGUGAGGCAGCAGGACCAGCUGCUCAACGACAUCCGCGCCGAUGCUGUCUCCAGUGCUGAUGCCCUGCGCACCGCUGCUCAGAUCAACCAGGACCUGAAUGCAGCGAGGGAGCGCGAGGCGGAGCUGUUGGAGCAGCUGGAGCAGCGCGAGGCGGAGGUGGAGAGUCUGCGCCGCGACAACUUCGAGAACAUCCGCGCGCAGCGAGCUGAGCUCGCGCUGCGGGAGGCGGAGAGGCGGGCGCGCGAGCUGGAGAUGGAGAGGGAGUCACUGCGGCGGGGCGUGGCGAAGCGCGACCAGGCGCUGGGGCUCAUGAAGAGGGAGCUCGAGCGCAGCGCGCACAUGCUCUCCGCCGCUGCUGACACCCGCCAGGCGCUGCGGAGCAUGAAGGAGCAGAUGGAGUGGAUGCAGGAGGAGGCGUGCGUCAAGGAGGAGCGCCUGGCAGCGCUGCAGGAGGAGUUUGUCUCCGCGCUCAAGGGCACCACCUUCCCAUCGCUGGACAAGAGCAUUCUAAAGCGAAGAAAGGUGCCGCCACAAGGGAAGUCGUCUGGAGAUGCGCAACCCCAAUCACCUGCCUGA
Molecule: messenger RNA, 2799 nt
Organism: Closterium sp. Naga37s-1
Lineage: Eukaryota; Viridiplantae; Streptophyta; Zygnematophyceae; Desmidiales; Closteriaceae
Source: the annotation of a GenBank genome assembly